This is a messenger RNA of Miscanthus lutarioriparius, 1248 nucleotides long. The record is from the annotation of a GenBank genome assembly. Lineage: Eukaryota; Viridiplantae; Streptophyta; Magnoliopsida; Poales; Poaceae.
AUGCCGAGCUUCCCACCGCCGGGCGCCGUCACCAUCUGCGAGAUCAACCGCGACCUCGUUGCGGCGGAUGCCCUCUCCGACGCCCGCGCCAAGGACGCCUACGGGGAUGUCCUGGGGAUGGUGUUCGCCCCGAUUCCGUUCCAGCCGGAGGCUCUUCUACCCAGCCGUGAGCCUGCUGCUCCUGCCGCGGACCAAGUCGAGCCUGCUGAGACUGCCCCCGCCCCUGGUUUGGCGGCCACCAUAUCCGAGUUCUUCAGGCGGAUGGUCUUCCCUCCACUAGACCCAAAUCUGCUAGAAGAAUUUGACACCCAGAAAGUAAGUUGGAAUCCAUACAAGCAUUGCUUAGCAUUUGUGUCUGGGAAGAACCAGGUUACUGUCCAAGACUUUGAAGAUUCAGAUGCUAAAGAACCAUGCAUUUUAACAAGUGACCAUCAAACGGAUGUUAAGGCUGUUGAGUGGAGACCAAAUAGCGGGAAGAUGAUUGCAGUUGCCUGCAAGGGAGGGAUAUGCCUCUGGUCGGCAUCAUAUCCUGGCAAUGUUCCGUUCAUGAAACCUGGCAUCACCUCUUCUUCCUCUAGUGCAUUUCCUAGAGGUUCUGGUGGUCAGUGGAUACUGGUGGAUGUUCUUCGUGGCUCUUCUGCUGAGCUCGUUAGGUUGGGAACUCCUAUACGGCGUGGAUUAAGCAAUAUAUCAUUAGUGCGGUGGUCACCCAGUGGAGAUUACCUUCUAGCUGCUAAAUUUGAUGGUACAUUUCACUUCUGGGAGACGAACACAUGGACUUCAGAACCCUGGUCUUCGUCUAACGGAUAUGUGUCUGGGGCAAAUUGGGACCCAGAAGGUCGUGUCGCAUUGUUAUCCUUUUCUAACUCGACGAUACUUGGCUCAAUUCACUUCUCAUCUAAGCCACCAUCCUUAGAUGCCCACCUCCUACCAGUUGAACUUCCAGAAAUUUCCUCCCUGAUUGUUAGCCGAGGCAUAGAGAAAUUAGCAUGGGAUGCUUCAGGGGAACGUCUGGCAUUGUCGUUCAAAGAUGGAAAUGAAAUGUACCGUGGCCUGAUUGCUGUAUAUGAUGUGCGGAGAUCUCCACUUAUCUCACUAUCACUAGUUGGAUUCAUUCGGGGACCUGGAGAAGGAGCAAAGCCACUCGCUUUUGCUUUUCAUAGCAAAUUUAAGCAAGGACCAUUGCUUUCUGUGUGUUGGAGUAGUGGUUGGUGCUGUACAUAUCCACUGAUACUUCGUUCUCAUUGA